AUGGUCCAGAGCAGCACAGACCUCACUCCCAGCAGCUCACAUGGUCCAGAGCAGCACAGACCUCACAUGGUCCAGAGCAGUACAGACCUCACUCACUGGGGGCCAGCAGAGCAGACCAGCAGAGGCGGACCAGCAGAGGUGGACCAGCAGAGGCAGAGCAGCAGAGGCAGACCAGCAGAGGCAGACCAGCAGAACCUCAUCAGCAGCUCAUACAUCACGGUGACAUGA
Molecule: messenger RNA, 228 nt
Organism: Knipowitschia caucasica
Lineage: Eukaryota; Metazoa; Chordata; Actinopteri; Gobiiformes; Gobiidae
Source: the annotation of a GenBank genome assembly